Exophiala spinifera is the source of this 1800-nucleotide messenger RNA. RefSeq lists its product as uncharacterized. Bases 1 to 1800 code for a protein of 599 amino acids. NCBI's taxonomy places the organism in Eukaryota, Fungi, Ascomycota, Eurotiomycetes, Chaetothyriales, Herpotrichiellaceae. The record is from RefSeq and is a predicted model, not a curated record. The transcript has a single exon.
AUGUUGGCCCUCAAAUCGAUGAGGGUGCCGUCUUUGACCACCGAGCACGCGACAACAUUCCAAGAAUUGCCUUCUGAGAUAGUCGAUCUAAUUGCCAACGAACUCUAUGAUGGCGGCUUUGGCCUUGCUGAUGGGCUCCUGGCCUUCUCGCUCGUGUCUCGACAAUUUCGUCGCUCGGCCUUACCUUUCUUGUUCAGUAGCGUCACCCACGUCGUCAGGGAUCGUUUAGACCAGCAAGAACAUGGAGCCUUGCGACGCUUCCUCAGCCAUCCCCAUCUCUUGAGACACGUCAAGGACCUCCACAUUGCACGACCGGCCGAUAUACAUGGUUUUGUACCAUCGUUGGAUGCCGUCAGUGCUCGAUGCCUUGCAGAGGACCACAAGUCAGCCGACGUGCAAGUGAUACAGAACAGCCUGCCGUUGAUGACUCGUCUCCACCGCAUCAGAAUGGAUUGCUCUGCCGCCACAGCUCUCGAGAUACUCAAGCUGUUGCCGAUAGACCAUCUAUACGAAAUAAUCCUUGACCACAUCUAUACCUCGUCACAUUGGCCAACAUUGAUUGAGGCGAAUACCGAAUUAGCGACAUUCGCUCGGAAGCAUCGCCUGGCACUAGGCGCCUAUGGACUGCCCCCUCCACAACGCACCACAAAUAGCCAGGCCACAUAUGAUGCGAUAGCUCGGGCAGCUGCAGUAGAUCUGCACAUGGCUUGGUUACUCAAGGAUGACCGAAAGGCUCAGGGAUCUGCGCCAGCCCACAACGCUUGCAUACAAGAAACUCCCUCGUGGACGGAACUGCGGCUUUUGAUCAGACGCGCAUGUGGAACAACCACCUACUCCAUCCGGGAUCUCGAUUUGACGCUAGUACCCUGGACCAACCUUCGCAGACUUUCCAUCUUGUGGGAGUACGCCAUGCCGAUGAAUCAGUUCAUAUUCGACGUUGCCCCGAAACUUGGGAAUCUUGAGGCGCUGCGACUGCGUGCUGACCACCAAAGACUCUAUCAUCCGGCGUGCAAAUACGAUGUCCCCACCACGGGGCUCUAUGCCGAUACACCGACCGUGCCAGCAUUUGAGAUCGACUACACCCAAAUGAAGCGACUCCGGGAACUCGAGAUCGACGGUAUUUGCAACCAUGUUCCAAUCCAGGCACUGCUUGGGCCCAAACUCCGCUGUCUCCGUCUCCACCGCGAGGACACGUUGUGGUCGGUCUACAGUCCUGAAAGUCAGCGGUCUCCUUCCGACAUCAUCGCCGCGACCAAGAUCUGCCCCGACCUCGAGCGCCUCGAGCUGGAUAUCGGGUACAUCGAGAACCUGUGGCACCCGACCGCGAUCCCGGGGGUCGACGUGGACGUGGAGCAGUAUUCGUUCUUGAACGCCAUUUCCAGAUUCCGGCAUCUUCGCCACCUUCGUCUGUUCCCUCCGUUUGUCCCCAAAGAUUCUCCCCGUUUCAGCCGGAGCGUGCCGCACUGUGUCCCCGUCUCCGACGACCAGGCCAUCCGGGUGUUCGAGCAUCUCCGAACAGAGUGUCCGUCGUUGCAGAUCUUGUCCAUUGCCGCCAUCCCGUCCUUUGUCAUGAUCGACACCAUGUGCUGGGUGGUCAGACGGCGAGGUGAAAAGACCGUCUUGACCACGAAACAUCGGGAGAGAAAUUACCAGCAUCGACAGAUCUGGGUCGGCCAGCGACGAAUAAGCAGCGAGAUUAAACGCUUCACUGCUCCGCCUAGUUAUCUCCCUGAUCCAGAGGGGUGGAUGUUGACGCGUGACGAUUCUUAUGAAGGAGGACGCCGAUCGUUGAUGGAGUGA